CCCGUCACACCCCGCCUUAGGGGAUAUUAUAGGGAUUAUAGGUCUUAGAACUGUCAUUUGUGAGGGUACCAUCCCGUUGUUUGGUACGGGCUGUGCUGGUAACCCUAUUUAUUUCCGUAUUUAGAACUUUGCGACGGCUCUCAUCAAUCCCGAGGAGCCUGUCAUCUUAGGCUCUAUAUGCUGACACUGACAAUCUUAAGAUAACUAUAUCACCAAAUUUCCCUAUUCCUCGACUGCAGUAAGCACCCUGCUUUAUUCUGAAUCUGUAUCUAACGCGGUCAUCCCUCUAUCGCAUACUCCCCUCAACUUCCCUGCUGCAUAUCUCGUUCUCUCUCUCUCUCUCUCUCUCUCUCUCUCUACCACUCUGUCGUCACGAUGUCGAAGCGCUCAGUCUUCACGACAAUCACCCCGCUCCCACCGAGCGUCACCCGCCAGCAUGUCCUGGACACCUUCCACAACCACGUCGAGAUGAUCGACCUGAACCCCCUGGUGGAAGAGCGUCAUCGGAUCAAACCACCACCAAAAGCCACCCCAGAAGAGUUCCACUGCAUCUGGUACGAAGUGACGGAUCGCGUGCAAUACUUACCGGGCGGCGUAUACUCCGGCAAAGUCUCGUACCCCGUCUGCUUCCACGACCUCCCCAACGGCAUCCAAACCCACUGCUAUGCGCCGAUGGGAUUAGAGAUCAAGGGGAAAUGGUCGCUAGGUGGAUCUCUGCCAGGCGAGCCGCGAGAACCAGUUGAGAUGGGCCUCAACGUUCCCAUGGUCGGCUUAUACGUGCGCGAGGACGUCGACAUGAAGUGCAACAUCAUGUUAACCAAUUUCGUCAAAAAGACGUUCAAAAAAUCGCACGCCGAGCUCGUCGCGCGCUUAUCCGUCAAGGCGCAACUCCAAGAAGCAGCCGCGACAAACAGCACCCUCGCGUCCCAGGCCUCGCCGCACCUGAGCUACUCGGGCUCUGUUCACUCUUCCGUCGGGUCUCCAGGGUUUCCGCCACAGAAUUUGUCGAUGUUCCCGCCGGGUCUGCAGCCGCCGCCGCACUACAACCAGGCUCACCCGCAGCAAAACCAGUACCAGGCUUAUGAUCCGAGGAUGUCGAUGCAGAGCGCGUUUCAGGGACAGCAGGGCGUGUAUCAGCAGCAACCACCGCCGUCGUCGCAGUUUGCGCCGUCCGAGUUGUCGAAUACGGAAACGAAACUGGAUGAUGCGAAGAAGAUGAAUGGCGCGCCGCCUAAACAGGAGUUUCCACCUGUUGAGCUGCCGUAAUCGGACACUUGAACCGAGUUGGACUGCUGGUUCAGAAGUUCGUGUCUUGCUAGGGAGUGGUGGUGGAAAAUAAUGAUACUAUACCCGUGUGUUGGAAUGCUGCGUUGGGGACUGGUUACAAAUGGCGUUUCUGUUGUAAGAAAGACGAUGUUGGAUUGAUACUGUGGAUAGUUAGGCGAAAGUAGCAUUAUACACCUUAAAUGGAUCAAUUAUUCCUC
This is a messenger RNA of Pseudogymnoascus verrucosus, 1484 nucleotides long. RefSeq lists its product as uncharacterized. Lineage: Eukaryota; Fungi; Ascomycota; Leotiomycetes; Thelebolales; Thelebolaceae. The transcript has a single exon. Bases 376 to 1266 code for a protein of 296 amino acids. The record is from RefSeq and is a predicted model, not a curated record.